This is a messenger RNA of Nannospalax galili (Upper Galilee mountains blind mole rat), 1135 nucleotides long. It is a transcript of the gene Gins1, whose product is annotated as GINS complex subunit 1. The transcript is spliced from 8 exons. The coding region runs from base 256 to 741 and encodes 161 amino acids. NCBI's taxonomy places the organism in Eukaryota, Metazoa, Chordata, Mammalia, Rodentia, Spalacidae. Gene Ontology annotation, biological process: DNA strand elongation involved in mitotic DNA replication; DNA replication. Gene Ontology annotation, cellular component: GINS complex. The record is from RefSeq and is a predicted model, not a curated record.
AGGAGCGUGGCGGCGGGGCUCGCAGCGGUCGUUUGGCGUGACAUCUGGCGGUUGGGGGUCCACCAUGUUCUGCGAGAAAGCUAUGGAGCUCGUCCGCGAGUUGCGCCGCGCGCCCGAAGGGCAGCUGCCGGCCUUCAACCUUUUUGAACAACUGUGGAACUUUUCCUGAGGGCUGUCCGUUUAUAUUCCUUGCCAUGGAAGUAUUGGGAAGGCUGCUGCUUUUUGGAGGAUGGACUCAGACAAGUUCUGGAGGAAAUGAAAGCUUUAUAUGAACAAAACCAGGCUGAUGUGAAUGAAGCAAAGUCAGCUGGACGAGGUGACUUGAUACCAACCAUCAAAUUUCGGCACUGUUCUUUGUUAAGAAAUCGACGUUGCACUGUAGCAUACCUGUAUGACCGACUGCUUCGGAUUAGAGCACUCAGGUGGGAGUAUGGCAGUGUCUUGCCAAAUGCCUUAGGAUUCCACAUGUCUGCUGAAGAAAUGGAGUGGUUCAACCAUUAUAAAAAGUCUCUUGCUACUUACAUGAGGUCACUGGGAGGAGAUGAAGGUUUGGACAUCACUCAGGAUGUGAAACCUCCAAAAAGUCUAUAUAUUGAAGUACGGUGUCUAAAAGACUAUGGAGAAUUUGAAGUUGAUGAUGGCACCUCAGUCCUAUUGAAAAAAAAUAGCCAGCACUUUUUGCCUCGAUGGAAAUGUGAGCAGUUAAUCAGACAAGGGGUUCUAGAACAUGUGCUGUCAUGACUGUGUCCUGCGUUGACCACAUGCAGGACAGUGCCACGCCUGGUACAGAUGUGAAGCUGAGCCCAGCUCAUGAAAAUGUCUACAGUUGGACCUUCCUACCCUCCUCCUCCGCCUCCUUUAAUUUUAAAUUUACCAAGAAGAGUUUGGGGUGUAACUCAGUGCAGAGCACUUGCCUAGCAUUUGAGAAGCUCUGGGUUCCAUCCCUAACACUGCAAAAAACAAACACCAAGCUCUCCCUGAGGAGUACUGGCUAGGAGUGUAACUUGCUGACUGUGGUUUCUAAGCUAGACACCAUUCUUCCAGCUCUUUGUUACAAGGUGUAUCUACAAUCAUUACGCAGUUGUUACUCUGUCCUGUUUAUAAGUAAAAAUAAACAUUCAGUUUUAUGAUGGGA